This is a messenger RNA of Loxodonta africana (African savanna elephant), 14637 nucleotides long. RefSeq names its product retinitis pigmentosa GTPase regulator (gene RPGR). The transcript has 17 exons. Lineage: Eukaryota; Metazoa; Chordata; Mammalia; Proboscidea; Elephantidae. Bases 41 to 2371 code for a protein of 776 amino acids. The record is from RefSeq and is a predicted model, not a curated record.
GCGGCUGUUUGUUGACUUCCGGUAACGCCAUUCGUUACCGAUGCCUGGAGUACCGCUAUGGGGGUCCACGGGGGUUCCGCCGACCGCGACGGGGCAGAGCUGCUACUUUAGGAGCAACCGAGUCGCCCCCGCCGCCCUCGCGGCCGAGGCACAGCCUCCCCGUACCGUCCGGAGCAUGGGAGAGCCCGAGGAGUUGGUGCCCGAUUCGGGUGCUGUGUUUACCUUUGGAAAAACCAGACUUGCUGAAAAUAUUCCUAGCAAGUUCUGGUUUAAAAAUGAUGUGCCUAUAUAUCUUUCAUGUGGAGAUGAGCAUACUGCUCUCAUCACAGGAAAUAAUAAACUUUACAUGUUUGGCAGUAACAACUGGGGCCAGUUAGGAUUAGGAUCGAAAUCAGCCGUCUACAGACCCAUCUGUGUCAAAGCUUUAAAAUCUGAAAAAGUGAAACUUGCUGCCUGUGGAAGGAACCACACCCUGGUUUCAACAGAAGGAGGCAAUGUAUAUGCAACUGGAGGAAACAAUGAAGGACAGUUAGGGCUCGGAGACACUGAAGAGAGGAACAGCUUUCAUCUAAUUAGCUUUUUUACAUCCCGACAUAAGAUCAAACAGCUUUCUGCCGGGGCUAACAUUUCAGCUGCAUUAACUGAGGAUGGAGAACUUUUUAUGUGGGGUGACAAUUCUGAAGGGCAAAUUGGUUUAAACAGUAUAUCUAAUGUGUAUGUCCCUCGUCAAGUGACUGUCGGGAAACCUAUCUCCUGGAUAUCUUGUGGCUAUUACCAUUCAGCCUUUGUAACAAUGGAGGGCAAACUGUACACAUUUGGAGAACCUGAGUGUGGGAAGUUAGGUCUUCCCAGUGAGCAGCUGAUCAAUCACAGGAAACCCCAGCUGGUAUCUGGAAUUUCCGAAAAAGUGAUCCAAGUAGCUUGUGGUGGAGGACACACUGUGGUUCUCACAGAGAAAGCAGUGUACACCUUUGGUCAAGGACGGUUUGGCCAGUUAGGUCUUGGCAGUUUUAUUUUUCAAGCUCCAGAACCCGCAAUUCUUGAGCAUGUUAAGGACCAGAAAAUACGUCAUAUUUCAUGUGGAGAAAAUCACACAGCUUUGAUAACAGAUGUAGGACAUAUGUAUACUUUUGGAGACGGUCGACAUGGAAAACUAGGACUUGGACUAGAGAAUUUCACCAAUCAGUUCGUUCCCACUUUGUGCUCUCAUUUUUCAAAGUUUAUAAUUCAUUUGGUUGCUUGUGGUGGAUGCCACAUGCUAAUUUUUGCCAUUCCACGACGUGAAGUGGUAGAAGAAAUAACCAUUGAGGAAAUAGAUGAUUUUUACUCACCUCCGGCGGCUUCUCUGCCCAUGGACGAUUCAGCCUCAGGAAGUGCGCUGCAGAGAACAUCACCCACCCGUGGUUCGGCCUCAGGAAGUGCGCUGCAGGGAACAUCAUCCGCCCGUGGUUUGGCCUCAGGAAGUGCGCUGCAGAGAACCUCAUCGGCCCGUGACAGACGAAGAGAGAGGGAAAAAUCCCCAGAGUCUAACCGAAAUAUGUGGGCACUACCUCCAGUGGAAGAGACUCCAGGAUCAUCUGAAUCUUUUUCUGCCACUUCAGUCCCUUUCAGAUUGUCUACAGGUAAUCCGCGAGAGAGAACCAUAACUACCCUCGUGAAGCCAAUAGAACCAGAUGAUUCUCAAGAUAAAAUAACCAAAGGAAGAGAGACAGGUAGUUCUUCAGCACGGGUUUCAGAAGACCUGGGAGAAACUACUGAUGUCUUAAAUAUGACACACGUGAUAAGCCCGAAUUCUAAUGACAAGUCAAUGCAAUUAUCACCAGUUCAAAAACAAAAGGAUGAAGAAUCUUCAGAGAGUGAAGAAACAGAAACGGAAACAGAAACAGAAGACUCAGAUGAGGAGACAAGUGAUGAAAAUCUAGAAAUCAAGAAGAAAACUGUGGAAGACAAUGAAAUAUCAAAUGGCCACAGCAAAACAAAACAAAUGGAAGAAACCAAUGGCGACACAGUUAAAACCCUUGCAAAGGAAGAAAACGCCAGCAGAGAACGAGCCAUUCAUGAAUACAACGAAAAUCCAAAAGGAAAUAUGCAUUCUCGUACAAAGAACAGUUCUUUAGAAGUCCAUGAAGAUAAUGAAUCAAUACUAAGUAAAGAGUCAAAAAAAUCAAAGAGGGGUUUUCUCUUUAAGAGGAUGUCACUGACCAGUCAUAAAAAUCAUAACGAGCCACUCCCAGAGAUAAAACCAAUAGGAGAUCAAAUAAUUCUUAAAGGCAAUAAGGAUGAUGCAAACCAGAACCACAUGGGCCAAAAUCAUAAGGCUACUGCAUCAGCAAAUGGGGACAAAAAGUCAAUAUCUUGUUCAAUACUGUGAGUGUGUUUUUAUGUCUUUAUGGUCACCAAAGACAUUGUCAUUUAUACUUGAAAAACAAUAUAACAUAAAGAAAAUUUCUGAUAACAGACUUUUAAAGAUAUGUUAAUAUUUUAUUUGUCUGAAACAGUGUGACCAGAUUUGGUAUUUAUUUAUGUUAAUAUCUUUAACACACAACUGAAAAAUAUGUUUAUCUCAAACUCUCAAGUGUUGUGGCCUUAACUGUUCAGUGUUGCAAUGAAAAUAUAUUUUUUUAAUGUGAAAAUUAAAUUAAGACAUUUCAUAGUUUUUACUAAACAAUUUUACUUCUUUAUAAUUUCCUGAGGCAAUGUUUGCAAUCUCAUGACACUGUAACAGUUUUUAAUGUAUUUGCAAUUUUUAAAAACUGAGGCAAAAUUGUUUUUGAUGAGCAUAUUUUAAUAAACUAUCUGGUUGGUUCACCUCUUAAAAUGGAUGAGUGUGAGUAAAAUUUGGCCGUACUUGGAGUUCUUAAUUGACACAAUUAGGGCAAAAAAAAAAAAACUGUCUAAAUUUAAAGUAUUGAAGGAAGCAGGAUGUACUUACCUGAGUAAAGAAAAUAUCAAUGUAACCAUUAACAGUCCAUCUCUGUGGGAAAAACUGAGCAUUGAAAUUUCUUUGCUUCCUGCUCCUUUCUUUAGGGAGGUGAUCUGACACGAAAACAUCUUGCACAUGUAGCCUUAUCUGGAAUGUUUGACCAUGCCACAGAUAGUCAUCAUACAAGAACAGAACAUAGCUUGCUUGUUUGAACUGCCUCUAGCAUUGACAGGGAUGACCAAAUUUGACUAAAUCACACAGUGCUCUGUCAUAAAGAAUAAGAAGGCUAAAGCUAUUAAGUCUAAUAUAAACGUAGCUUUCCUAUGCUCAGAGCCCUGGUGGUGCAGUGGUUAAGUGUUUGACUACUAACCAAAAGGUUGGCAGUUCGGAUCCACCAGCUGCUGCUUGGAAACCCUGUGGGGCAAUUCUGCCCUGUCCUUUAGGGUUGCUAUGAGUCAGAAUCAACUUGAUGGCAGUGAGUUUGCUUGGAUUUUCCUGUGCUCACGGGUGCUACUUAUUUAAUGAAACUAACUACCUUUAUUUUCCCCACUCCAGCUUCUGAAUAAGACAUUUUAUUCUUCAGUCAGUCACCAUUUCUCCUUUUGAGCAAAGAAAAAGAAACUAUUUUUACACCUAGAGUAGAUGUGAUUUUGAAAUCUUACGAAAUUGUCUUCUGUGUAAAUAUUACAUUUAGUAGAAUUCUGAUCUUAUAAAACCCGUUGCCAUCUAGUUGAUUCCGACUCAUAGCAACCCUAUAGGACAGAGUAGAACUGCCCCAUAGGGUUUCCAAGCAGUGGCUGCUGGAUUCAAACUGUCAGCCUUUUGGGUAGCAGCCAUAGCUGUUAACCACUGUACCACCAGGGCCCCCCAAAAAGUUUAGGGUAGAAUAACCUGUUGCUGUUGAGUUGAUUCUGACUCUUAGUGACCGUAUAGGACAGAGUAGAACUGCCCCCUGAAGUUUCCAAGAAGCUGCUGGUGGAUUCAAACUGCUGAUCUUUUGGUUAGCAGUCAAGCUCUUAACCGCUGUGCCACCAGGGCUCCUUGGUCUCCUUGGUCUUAUUAAAGGUAAAUUUAAUACUGUACUAAUACGGCAUCGCAAAAUACUUUACCAAAAUAUAAACUAUAGGAGCCGAUUGGAAGUAAAGGUCACAGAUGGUAUGAAGACCUGCCAGCUGUGGUAGACAGCAUUUUAAGAUAGCCCUCAAGAUUCCAACCUAUUGUAUAUUAAAAAAAAAAUACCAUGUAAAAUUUUCCCUUGAGUAUGGGCAGAACUUGUAAAUAUGAUGGGAUAUCAUUCCCGUGCUUAGAUUACAUUAUAUGAAAAAGUGAAGUGGUUUUGCAGAUGUAAUUAAAGUUCCUAAUCAGUUGACUUUGAGUUAAUUAAAAGGGAGAUUACCCUGGAGGGACCUGACCUAAUCAGGUGAGUCUUUUAAAAGAAGGUCCAGAGACAAAAGAAGUCAGAUUCAAAACAGCAAAAAUCUUUUCCUGUUGGCCUUAAAGAAGCAAACUGCCAUGUUAUGGAGAGGGCCGGGUGCCAGGGGUCAUGGCAGCCUCUAGGACCUGAGGGCUUUGGUCCUGUAACCAUAAGGAACUGAAUUUUGCUGACAACCAGUGAGCUUGGAAAAGGACCCCAAUCCUCUGGUGAGACCACAACACCAACUGACACCUUGAUUGCACUCUUGUGAGAUCCUGACCAGAGGACCUAUCUAAGCAGUGCCCAGACUCCAGACUCAUGAAAACUAUGAGGUAAUAAAUGCAUGUUGUUUUAAUUCACAAAUGUAUGGUAAUUUGUUAGCAACAAUAGGAAAAUACCAGUUUAUUAUGGGGGAGGGCCUCUCUAUAUGAUAGCUUUCUUCAUUAAAGCCUGUGAGGGAGAGAGUCUCUAGCAAGACAGAAGUCACAGUCUUAUGUAAUCAUGAAAAUGACAUCCCUUCCCCUUUGCCAUAUUUUAUUGAUUAGAAGCAAGUUACAGGUCCUGCCCACACUCAAGCAAAAGGAAUUACACAAGGGUGUCAACUCCAGGAGACAAGGAUUAUGGGGGUCAUCUUAGAGCCUACCAACCAUAUUGGUCACUUGGCCAGUGAUUCAAAAGGAGAAAGGAACAGAUAGAAUUAAGUCAAAGCACUUGGAAGAAGUGGACAUGAGACAAGCCUCACCAAACUGAUAAAGUAUUUUGCUUUGUCAGAGGCAAUUCAUACUUUUAAUAAGGUGGUUUGUGAAGAACACGAACACUGCGUCAAUGAUUCAAGUAGAUGCUUUUGUGAAAACAGUUAUAAAAACACUAUUCCACCGAUCUGCCCUUGGACCCUGAAUGCUUAUUUCUUUUCUAAAUUUGGGUUGAUAAUCUGGAUUUUACAUUGAAGAAAGACUUCCUGAGCACUUUCCAUGUGCCGUAUAUCAUGCCAGAAACUAAGAAAACAAAGUUACGGUUUUGUGGUAAUAAAGUGAAGAAAAUGGGGUAUGAUUCUGCAUUAUCAAUUGGAGAUAUUUGGGCCAUUUUAAAAUCUAAACUGCUUAAUUGGAUGGUUAAAGCAAACAAACAAAAAAAAAAAAACUAAGUUAACAUAUUUGAGAAUUCUUUAAAAAACCAGAAAAGGUCAUUGAUAGAAUUGAGUAGAAUGAUCAGUUUACAGUAGUUUCAAAAAUAAAAGGAGUGCUGAUGAAGAGUGAGCUAAUUAUAUCAGGUGGACACUUGAGACUGUGUUGGCGUCUUCUGUCUGGAGAGGGGAUGGGAGGAUAGAGAGAGUUGGAAGCUGGCAAAAUUGUCACGAAAGUAGAGACUGGAAGGGCUGACUCAUUAGGGGGAGAGCAAGUGGGAGUAAGGAGUAAGAUGUAUAUAAACUUAUGUGUGACAGACUGACUUGAUUUGUAAACGUUCACUUGAAGCUCAAUAAAAGUUAAUAAAAAAAAUAAAUAAAAGGAGCUGCAUUUACUGAUAAUCUUAUAGCUCAAAAGAAGUGAAAUGACUUUUUAAUCCCCAAACUGUUAAUCUUCAUUUUUUCCAUUCAUUCUUCCCUCUCUAUAAUGUUACUUUAGAUAUUACUUAUUACCUUAAUAGGACCUAAAAAUAGAAUCUGUUGACUUGAACAUUAGGGAGUCAUUGACAUUGUUCAGAUAUAUUAUUGGUCAAGUAUUAAAUGGAUAUUAAUUUUUAAAAGACAGUAAUGAUAAAAUUUUAUUGGUCUUAUAAAAGAACAUGCAAAUCCAUGUGAUAAUAUUAAAGAUAAAGGAAAAAUUGGUGUCAUAAAGAACCUAUGUAUGAAGAAGAAAAUGUUGUUUUGGAAAAGUACUUACAUUUGAGAGCUACAGAUCAUAUAAAGAAUACUCUCAGUUGUUUAUAGUUUUUAUUCUCUUAAAUUCUUACUUUUUUCCCAAAAUGUAGCUCAAUCCUGGAUCUUUAAUGAUAUGUCUUCUGUGGAAGUACUUUGUGAUGUUGGAACUCACACUGUAUCACCAGUUACAUCAAAGCAGGAAUCUUAGUGGGUUAUCCCAGGCCCAGUAGGCACAUAUUAAAUGCUAAAUGAGUGUUAAAUAAAUUACCACAUUUACAGUUGUAGUGUUUGAACAAAGAAUUGUUUCUUAGAACUUUGUAAACACGUUCUUUAAAAAGGUUGAACUCACUUCUUUGAAGUAUUUACCAUAUGGUUCAUUGCAGGCUAUUAUAAAUCCGUAGAGGAAAAGGAAAAUCUUCCCGUGGACAAGAGAGAAUCUGUCUCUUAGUAGUGGACAUUGUCAGAAGCACCCAAAAAAGGGAAAACUAGGCUAACUAGAUUUAUAAUCAUCAGCAUUGACAACAGGAAAGGGAGUCAAAAGUUAUUACCAUAGGUCUCUACCCAUGAGACCCAAGUGGCAGUAGAAGGAAGUUGGCACUCUGAAUAAUUAUUUUGCGACAGAGCCAGACUGAUUUCUGUAUUGUGCUCCUCAACUUAAGAUUGUUUUCCUGCCCACUUUGAUUUUGUGAAGCUACUAAAAUUGAAAAUAUUUUCAUACUUAGAAUUUCCUUAUUUGGGGUACAUGGCGUAAAGAUUUUUUAAUCUGGUAUUAGUUCUUUAAAAUGCUUAGAGUAUCUUUUUAAACAGAAACUAGAAAAGCCUUUAUCUCAGAAAUGAGGGGGAUAUUUUUACUGAAUUGAACACAAAAUGCAUUUAAACCAGGGGUCGCGUAACUAAAGUAGUUUCAGAGGCUAGACAGGUAGGAGCAUAUUGUAGCUGCUGCCACUCUGUCCCAGCUGAUGGUUGUUGUAUUUCCCAAUACUGGGCCCAGUGUUUUAAACAAAAUACAUUAAGAGAAAUGGGUUUAUAAGGAAAAUAUAUUGAAAUAGUGAGGCUCUGGAUUUAUCUCAAUUAUCUUCCCUAGUUUGAUCUCAGAUUUUAAGCAGGAAAUGACAGUUAAAGAAUUAACUAGAAAAGUGCUCAUUCUACUAAGGUAAUUUAAGUUUUCUGUUGUGUACAAAUGCUAAGCCUUCUUAGGAGUGUGGGCAUUUGGGGGGAUGAGAGAGGGCAACUAUAAUGAAUACAAUGAAGUAAGAUGUUUUUGCUGGAAGAAAUUACAUUCCAGUCAAGAGACAGCCUACUGACCAGGUUUUUGAUCCCUCCAACAUUGUGGUGGAUGACUACUUUGGCAUAAAGUUAUUAUACAAUAAUCACUGGAAGAGGAGUCCUAGUAGUGCAGUGGUUAAGCACUCAGCUGCUAACUGAAAGGUCGGUGGUUCAAACCCACCAGGCACUCUGUGGGAGAAAGAUGUGGCAGUCUGCUUCCAUAAAGAUUAUAGCCUUGGAAACCCUGUGGGGCAGUUCUACUCUGUCCCAUAGGGUAGCUGUGAGUCAGAAUCAACUCAAUGGCACACAGUGCAGUAACAGUCACUCAAAAUGCCAGGAAAUGUUAUCUUGGCCCAAAAAUAAUUUGUUAAAGCUACUGCAGGAAACUUACCUGGCCAGGGCAAGCUGCGUUCCCAAAUAGUUCCACUUGCAUCCAUUUUCAUCUGGUAUAUAUCAUAUAAAUAUGAUAGAUGCCUUAAGUAAAGUUAGCAGUGGACUGGAGAGCUGUAUCUACCUUUAACCAAAACCAAACCUACUGCCGUCCAGUCGAUUCCAACUCAUAGUGACCCCAUAGAGUUUCCAAGGCUGUAAAUCUCUGUGUAGGCCAACUGCCACAUCUUUCUCCCAAGGAGCCACUGGUGGUUUCAAACUGCCAACCUUUCAGUUAGCAGUCAAUCACUUUAACCACAGUGCCACCAGGGCUCUUUGUAUCUAACUUUUAGGAUUGUGUAAAUAGCAGUAAAGCACUUUUUAAAUUUUUACCUAAGAAAUAUCUUAAUCUGGUUCAGUGGUUAAAAAACUGUCCCAAGGUGAAAAGUUUUGUUUUUUUUUCUAGAAAACCUUUUAGAGGUUCUCAAAAGCAGUCUGUCCAAGUAAUUUGUUCCUAAUUUGUCAAAACAGUAGCGCACUACUUUAAAAAAAUUUUAUACAAUUUUCCCUAUGGAUGUAAAGGUUAUUACAACAAAAAGUUUUCUAAUGCCUUUAAUAAUUGCUUAAAAAUUAUUAAUAUCCUCUGCAUAAGAAUAUUAGAUUUUAUAUUUAUAGGUAAGUUAUAUUUUCCAACUCACCAUUAGAUUUAUAUUGACUCAUCCUACAUUUAUUUAAUUUACUGUAUAUUGUAAUUGAGAAUAACAAAAAUUAUAUAAAACUUUAAACCAGUUUGGGAAAACGUGAAGCAUCAGAUGGAUCUCUAAAUUGUUUCCUCAGUAAUUAAUAGAUUAUGUAAGACUUUAGUAAUUAAACUAGAGACUUAACUUAAAUAUGAAAUCCAGUUAUUAAAAUUAACCAGUGUGGUUUAAAUUUUUUAUUGUGAAGAAUUUCAAGUAUAGAGAAAAGUAGAAAGAUUUAUAGAAUAAACACACAUAAACCCAUCACAUAGGUGUAAGUUACUAACACUUUGCCAUGUUUGCUUCAUUUGCUUCCAGAUGUUCCAACCCUAAAUAAAUCAGUAUGCAUUUCUAAAUGACAUUUUGUGCAUCAUAUAUCUUGUCUACCAAAAUUAACAAUAAUUUUGUAAUAUAAUAUCAGCUAAUACCCAAUGUCAUAUUCAAAUUUCCUUUGUUCUUCUCAAAAUGCCUUUUACAAGCUGGUUCACUCAAACCAGGGAUCAAGCAAAAUCCAUGCAUUGCAUUAGGUUGUUACAUCUCUUACGUCUCUUGUAAUCUAUAAUCAUUUCCUCCCCAUAUUUUUUUCAUGACAUUGACUUUUUAAAGAGACCAGAACGAUUGUCUUGUAAAAUGUAACCAUGUGCAUUUAAAAGCAAGUCUUUUAAUCUUCUGGUAAUUCUUAGUAAGUGGGUCAGACUACCCUACCAUUGGGAACAGAUAGAAAACCUGGAAGCUGAAAUACAUAUAAACAAAAUAAAUAAAACAACAUUUGAAAGUAUCAGAGUGUUACCAAGACAUUAAAGAAUUUGGGAACCAAUUUGGGAGAGACGGAAGUCCAAAUAGAUGUGCUUGGCAUGUGGGACUGCUUUUCACUGAGAAGUAUUAGUUGCUUCUAAAGUUUAAUAUUUUCAAGGAAUUAAUAUAAAAAAUUGGAGAUUUUGGUAGAAAAAUGAAAGCUAUAAAAAAGGAGCCAAACAAAUUCUAGAACUAAAUGCAAGAAGUAAAAUUAAGACAAUAUAAAGGUUUAUUAAAUAGAUGAUUGAUAGAAAACAUUGGUAAACUGAAAGACCAAAGGGAAAUACUGAGACUGAAGCUCAGAGAAACAAACGGAUUCAAAAAUACAGAAAAAAAUGUCAGAGACAUUUGUAGUAUGGCAAAAAGGCCAAACAUAUGUAUAUUUGGAACCCCAAAAGGAAAAGAGAGUAUAAAAGAAGCAAUAUUUGAAGAAAUAAUUUCUGGGAACUUUUUAAAACAAAAGAUAUCAACCCAAAGAUUCAUGAAGCACUGCAAACACCAAGCAGGAAAAAUAUAAAGCCAUACUAAAGCUAUUGAUAAUGAAACUACUUGUAAUACACCUGUAAUAGAGAGUCUUAACUCCCAUUUUUUUUAAUGUUUGCUGAGAGAUUUUAAGCCUCAUCCUGCCCUCUUCUGUCCCACACUGAAAAAGCUGAUAAGAAAACUCAGGCACUUCCUCCUUUGGCAACAACUGAAAGUACAAACCACACAAGCUUAGGCCUGCAUGUGGGAACCCUUACCUCAGCUAUACCCCUAACCACCAUAAAAAUCUUAAGCUAGUCUUCUUUCUCUGCUCUCUCAAGCAAUUUUUGGACUAGCCUAGGAAACCCGCCCUACUAUCCUCAGCUGUGUGUCAUCAAGUUGACUCUGACUUGUAGCAAACCCUAUAGGACAGAGUAGAACUGCUCCAUAGAGUUUUUUGGCUGUGAUUUUUGUGGAAGCAGAUUGUCACAUCUUUCUCCCACGGAGACAUUUUGGGUUGCCACAACUUGCAGGAGGGAGUUUCUACUGGAAUCUAGUGGGUAGAGGCCAGGGAUGCUGCCAAACAUUCUACAAUGCACAGUACAGCCAUCCACAGCAAAGAAUUCUGCAGCCCAAAUUGUCAACAGUGUUGAGGUUGAGAAACCCUGCCCUAGAGAAAGAAAAACUACAUUCACACAAAAAACCUGUACACAAAUGUUUUAUAGCAUCUCUAUUCACAAUCUCCAAAACCUGGAAGCAACUCACAUGUCCUUCAGUGGCAAUUAGAUAAGCAAAUUGUUAACAUCCAUACAGUGGGAUACUACUCAGCAAUAAAGUGAACUAUUGACACAUGCAACAACUUGAAUGAAUCUCAAAAGCAUUAUGCUGAGUGAAAGAAAGCAGUCUCAACAUGUUACCUACUGUAUGACUGGAUAUCAAAGACAUUCUCAUAAAGAAAAAACUGUAAUGAUGGGGAACAUAUCAGUGAUUCCCAGGGGUUAGAAGUGGAAGGAGGAUGUAACUACAAAGGCAUAACACGAAAGUUUUUUGGGGAGAUGGAACUAUUCCAUAUUCUGAUUUUGGUGGUAUUACAUGAAACUAUACAUGUGUUAAAAUUCAUAGGACUAUAGAACUGUACGUCAAAAACAAGUUCAACUUUAUUGCAUGUUAAUUUUUAAAAUAUACUGAUAAAAACUUAGAACAGUUAUUUGUAAUGAAAACAAUGAGGUCUGACAACCUGGCUUGCUCUAAAGAUAAAAUUUGGGUUAGUUCAGAGCAGCAGCUCUUAGCCAAGUGUCUAUAUGAAACACAGGGAAGUUUUGCAAAAUAUGACCGCCUGUGCCUUACUUCGUCCUAAUUUACUAGGUCAAGGCUAGGGCCUGAAUACAUUUUUUAAAGCAAUUCUGAUAAACACUGAAAGGAGAGAAGAAUAAACCUUCAGAAUAUUCUCACCAGCAAGCUUCUAUUAAUAAAUAAUUAGCAAAAAUCUCCAGGUUAUUUUCUCUGACCACCACUCGUCUGUCAGUUUGUCAUACACAGGUGGCUUGUGUGUGCCACUGGUAUUUCAAAUACCAGCAGGGUCACCCAUGGUAGACAGGUUUCAGCAGAGCUUCCAGACUAAGACAGACUGGGAAGAAGGAACUGGUGUUCUAAAAAAACUGACGAGUGAAAACUUUAUGGAUAGCAGCAGAAUGUUGUCUGAUACAGCGUCAGAAGAUGAACCCCUCAUGUUGGAAUUCACUCAAUAUAUGACUGAUGAAGAGCUGCCUCCUCAAAGUAGACAACCUUAAUGAUGUAGAUGGAGUAAAGUUGGUGUUGAUGUGGCAUGACUCAAAAUAAGAAGAAACAGCUGCAAACAUUGUGAUAAAUGGAGAAAAGAUUGAAGUUGUCAAGGAUUUCAUCUUACUUGUACCCACAAUCAACACCCAUGGAGGCAGCAGUCAAGAAAUCAAAAAACCCAUUGCAUCGGGCGGAUUUGCUGCAAAAGACCUCUUUAAAGUGUUGAAGAGCAAAGAUGUCACCUUGAAGACUAAGGUGCACCUGACCCAAGCCAUGGUGUUUUCAGUCACCUCAUACACAUGCGAAAGUUGGACGAUGAAUAAGGAAGACUGAAGAAGAAUUGACGCCUUUGAAUUGUGGUGUUGGUGAAGGAUAUUGAAUAUACUAGGGACUGCCAGAAGAGCAAACAAGUCUGUCUUGGAAGAAGUACAACCAGAAUGCUCCUUUGAAGCAAUGAUGAUAAGACUACAUCUCACAUACUUUGGACAUGUUAUCAGGAGGGACCAGUCCCUGGCGAAGGACAUCGUGCUUGGUAGAGGGUUAGCAAAAGACAGGAGGACCCUCAAUGAGCUGGAUUGACACAGCGGCUGCCACAAUGGGCUCAAGCAUAACAAUGAUUGUGAGGAUGGUGCACGACCUGGCAGUGUUUUGUUCUGUUGUACAUAGGGUUGGUAUUAGUUGGGACUGACUCAAUGGCACCUAACAACAACAUUUUCUCUGAAAGAUACUGGUUGUAUUAGUCUGAGUAGGUUAACUGUUGUAACAAAGACUCCCCAAUUCUCAGUUGUUUAACACUAUAAAUGUUUAUUUCCAUGUCAUGUUAUAAUUCACUAGCGGUCAGUGGAUCGCCUUGCUCUACACAUUCAGGGACUUUGGCUCCUAUCAUCUGGUACUCUGACACCUUGACACCCUCCAGGCCUGGAAGUGGCAUAUAUCACUUCUGCCCACAUUCUAUUGGUAUUCAAUUACAUGGGCCCAACUUAUGCAAGGGAAAUUGGAAAAUAUAAACUUAUUGUGAGCCCAGGAAAACAGAACUGCCACAAUGGCAUAUUCUCGCUCUAUGUGCCAAUGAAGGUCAUAGCCAUGUGCUUUCACAAUCACCUGAGUGAAUGACUAUGGAAUACUUAUUUUAUACCUUUUAUAAUUUAAAAGUCAUUUUUAAAAGAUAAUUCAAACAAAACACAGUCAAGUUUCCAAAGCAUAGUUGUCUGGUCCUAAGACUACUAGAAAAUAUGUAAAAGAACUGAGUCCCAAAUUCCCUUUUGCCAGUAUAACUACACUCUAGCCCCAGAUGGAAUGACACAACUUGGCAGGUCCUCCCCAUACUGCCAUGUCUAUAACUGUCUUUUUGAACAUGUCUAUAACUCUCUUUUUGAAACAUUUUGGGCUUCGGGGCCCUCCCCCCCCAUUCUUGCUUCUGAUCACAAGAACCUGUCAUCACCCUUGUUUCCCUUGUACCCCAGUGAAUGGUAUUGUUUCUAGGUUUUGUCAGCUCUGUCCUUUUCCAGAAUAUUCAGUGAAGAUCCACACAGAUGUUUCCUACCUACUUUCUUCUCAUACAGAUAGCAGUGCGGACUUGAAAAAUCCACUCAUCACACAUUCUUCAUUAUAAUGUAUAAAAAUAUGAUCCAUAACCAUAAUAUCUGUACCACAUAUAUUCAGAAAUACAGGAAAUUGGAUGUGAUCAGCAGGAUGGGCAUCACAGAGGUACUCCAGGAUGAUGGCACACAUGGAAUAUCGUUUAUCCUGUUUUCACUCUCCACUCAAGUGCUAGAAAAAUGAUUCUUUGGCUUGUGUGGUAGUGAUGGCAGCAGACUGUGCAAUGGCUGUAUGUGGGAAGGGGCGGGAGGAGGAGGAGACAGAGAAUAGAAAUCAUCUAUGAUCUAUCUACCAAGACAGAAAUUGAUCACCAUUUUCUUAAAUGGGCCUAAACAUGAAACACAUGGAAUAAUCAAUCUAUUCUGUUCCCUAUCUCUGUAACAGAAUGCAUUUGUGUUGAAAACAAGGUUUGCUUCCAAGAUAAGAUUACAUGCAAGGGAUUUUGUGCCUUCUCCUUUCUGAGAACCUGGAUAGACUGAAUGACAUAGGGUUCCAAAGGCCACCUCUCUUGCUCCAGUGUGGGACUAAUUCUGAUUCUCCAACUAUUCUAUGGUAUCAGACUGAAGCCAGUCUCUACUUGUUAGCACAUUUUUGCUUACAUUUUCCUCCCCUGCUACCUUCCUUCCUUUAGUUCCAUUAUCCUGAGAACACACCUCCAACAAAUCACUUGAACAAGAGUAUCAGGCUGUACUUGCAGGGAACAUGAUCUAAAACAUACUCACACAUAGAAAACCCUCUACCAUUCCCCCAAAGUCCCAUGUAAUCACUGGAUCCAGCUCAAAAUCCAACAUCUCUGGGUGAUGCAUACUAGUCUUUACAUCAGAGCUAGUCCUGGUUCUUCUUUGUCCAGAAACUUACUAAAAAGGCAAAUUAUCUCCUUCCGCCACUCAGCAUUCCUUUUUUGUGAUAUCUUUGUCUAGUUUUGGUAUCAGAGUAAUGCUCAGAAUCAGGUAAUGCUCAGGCCUCAGAAUGAGUCAAUUUUCUCUAAGACUCUGGAAUUGGUAUUAUUUUUUCUUUUUUAUUUAAAUGUUUGGUAGAACUCAUUAAUAAAGCCAGCUGGACCUGGAAUUUUCCUUGUGGGAAAGUUUUAAUUACACACAUUGACUUUUAAAUGCUUAAGUCUAAGAAUAACUCAUCACACUUUUCACAGUCACAUGGUUCUGCCUUUAAUUGUAAGAAGGGUAGUGUUGUAGUUGCCUAGUGCCUCUGUAACAGAAAUACCACAAGUGGGUGGCUUUAACAAACAGAAAUUUAUUAUCUCGUAGUUUAGAAGGUUAGAAGUCUGAAUUCAGGGUGCCAGCUCUAGGGGAAGGCUUCCUUUCUGUCAGCUUUACAGGAAGGUCCUUGUCUUCUUUCAACAUCUGUUGGCCCAGCGUUCCUUGGAGAUCACCAUGUGUCUUGGCAUCAGUCUUUCCCUGGGUCUAGGAGGUUCUCA